AUGGGUUAUAGCAGAGGGCGCGGAUGCAGUUGGUUUUCACUGGCCUGUUUCUGUUACUCCAAGGGCAGGAAUGAAGAGUCCCCUGUGGCUCUGCCGGUAUACGACUUACAUAACCAUCCAGACGUCCAAAUACGCGUGGUCCUGUUGGAGGUAUAA
This is a messenger RNA of Gaeumannomyces tritici R3-111a-1, 156 nucleotides long. RefSeq lists its product as hypothetical. The coding region runs from base 1 to 156 and encodes 51 amino acids. The record is from RefSeq and is a predicted model, not a curated record. The transcript has 3 exons. Lineage: Eukaryota; Fungi; Ascomycota; Sordariomycetes; Magnaporthales; Magnaporthaceae.